Molecule: messenger RNA, 3982 nt
Organism: Pipistrellus kuhlii (Kuhl's pipistrelle)
Lineage: Eukaryota; Metazoa; Chordata; Mammalia; Chiroptera; Vespertilionidae
Gene: CALCOCO1
Product: calcium binding and coiled-coil domain 1
Exons: 15
Coding region: 891-3074 (727 amino acids)
Source: RefSeq, a predicted model, not a curated record
UUAAGUUCUUUUUGAACUAUCUCUUCCCUCUCUCAACAUUAUAUGUAAAUUUUCCCUUCUCAGGGCUCCUUACUUCCCACCUUCCAGCCUGUCCCCUGCCCAGGGGUGGGGCUUUCCUGGCUCUAGGCCCCCACAUUCCAUCUCCCCACACCACGUUCCUGCUCAGUGCUUCACUCCACCCUUAUAGCAGCCGCCUCCAGAAUUCUUGACUUCCUGAACUAAUGAACUUGAGGACAGAACCUGUCUUUCCUUAUAUCCUCCCUUUCUCUUUGUCUCUUAGAUGAGAGUGGAAGCUGUUUUGUUUGAUUUUUUUUUUUUUUUUUAACUCAUGGGAUUAGCCAGCUCAGAGACGGGAAGAGAAUGAGAGCUCAUGGCCCUGAGGAUUGGGUUGUCUCUCCACCCUCAGCCAUGUUUUAGCUCUGGAGGUGCAGUCAUUACUUUCAGAGAUUUGUUGCUAUUUCCAGGUGUCGUAAUCAUUCCUGCGCAGUUGGGUCAACAAGCUCAGGCACAGGGAGACCUCAGAAUGAGGGGGCUCCACACCUCAGAUGGAUUUUUAACUCAGGAACCAGAGAUGUGGGGGAUGGAAUGCGGACAUGGAGCCUGAAGAACUUGGAAUCCUCAAAGAUGUUAAAAGAUGGGAAAAGAGGGACUGAGGAGCCUAGGAUACUGAGACUUGAUCAAUGGGGCAGUGAAAAACAAGCAAAAUUAACUGUAGGAAGAGUUUAUGACUUAGAAUGGGAGUAGUAUGAGACAGGGCCAGGGUUGACAUGGAAGGCCAGCCUUAGGUCCUUCAGACUAAGAGUGACAUCUCUAAAAGGGACCUAUAACCCUCAGGGACUGGAUACUAAAUAUGACUUCACCUCCAGAAGGGCACAUAUCUCAAGGGAAGGAUGGAAGAAUCAUCAAUAAGCCGGGUACCAUCUCGGGGAGGAGUCAGCUUUCUGAAUGUGGCCCGAACCUACAUCCCCAAUACGAAGGUGGAAUGUCACUACACCCUUCCCCCAGGCACCGUGCCAAGUGCCAGUGACUGGAUUGGCAUCUUUAAGGUGGAGGCUGCCUGUGUGCGAGAUUACCACACGUUUGUGUGGUCUUCAGUGCCUGAAAGUGCAACUGAUGGUUCCCCCGUCCAUGCCAGCGUCCAGUUCCAAGCCAGCUACCUGCCCAAACCAGGAGCCCAGCUUUACCAGUUUCGAUAUGUGAAUCGCCAGGGCCGGGUGUGUGGACAGAGCCCCCCUUUUCAGUUUCGAGAGCCAAGGCCCAUGGAUGAACUGGUGACUCUUGAGGAGACUGAUGGCGGCUCUGACAUCCUGCUGGUUGUCCCCAAGGCAACUGUGCUGCAGAACCAGCUGGAUGAGAGCCAGCAAGAGAGGAAUGACCUGAUGCAGCUGAAGCUGCAGCUGGAGGGGCAGGUCACGGAGCUGAGGAGCCGAGUUCAGGAGCUGGAGACGGCUCUGGCGACUGCCAGGCAGGAGCACGCGGAACUGAAAGAGCAGUACAAGGGGCUUUCCCGGUCCCAUGGGGAAUUAACAGAAGAGAGGGACAUCUUGAGCCGGCAACAAGGAGAUCACGUGGCACACAUCCUGGAACUGGAAGAUGACAUCCAGACCAUCAGUGAGAAAGUGCUGACAAAGGAGGUGGAGCUGGACAGGGUUAGAGACACAGUGAAGGCCCUGACUCGGGAACAAGAGAAGCUCCUUGGGCAACUAAAGGAAGUACAAGCAGACAAGGAGCAAAGCGAGGCUGAGCUCCAAAUGGCACAACAGGAGAAUCGUCGCUUGAAAUCGGAGCUGCAGGAGGCCAAGGGCCGGCAGGAGGAGCAGGGUGCGCAGACCCAGCGACUAAAAGACAAGUUGGUUCAGAUGAAGGACACCCUAAGCCAGGCCCAGCAGCGGGUGGCUGAGCUGGAGCCCCUGAAGGAGCAGCUUCGAGGGGCCCAGGAGCUUGCAGCCUCAAGCCAGCAGAAAGCCACCCUGCUUGGGGAGGAGCUGGCCAGCGCUGCGGGAGCCAGGGACCGCACCAUAGCCGACCUACACCGCAGCCGCCUGGAACUGGCUGGAGUCAACGGCAGGCUGGCUGAGCUCAGUCUGCAUUUGAAGGAGGAAAAAAGCCAGUGGAGCAAGGAGCGGGCAGGGAUGUUGCAGAGUGUGGAGGCGGAGAAGGACAAGAUUCUGAAGCUGAGUGCAGAGAUACUUCGGCUGGAGAAGGCAGUUCAGGAGGAGAGGACCCAGAAUCAAGUGCUCAAGACUGAACUGGCCCACGAAAAGGAGGCUAGCCUGGUGCAGUUGUCAGAGAGUAAGCGGGAGCUGACAGAGCUGCGGUCAGCCCUGCGUGUGCUCCAGAAGGAAAAGGAGCAGUUGCAGGAGGAGAAGCAGGAACUGCUGGAGUACAUGAGAAAGCUGGAGGCCCGCCUUGAGAAGGUGGCCGAUGAGAAGUGGAAUGAGGAUGCUGCUACAGAGGAUGAGGAGGCAGUUGCAGGGCUGGGCUGCCCGGCAGCUCUGACUGACUCAGAGGAUGAGUCCCCAGAAGACAUGAGGCUCCCACCUUAUGGCCUGUGUGAACAUGGAAAUCCAGGCUCCUCUCCUCCUGGGCCACGAGAAGCUUCUCCCCUAGUUGUCAUCAGCCAGCCAGCUCCCAUCGCUCCCCACCUCUCGGGGCCAGCUGAGGAUAGUAGCUCUGACUCGCCCUCUGUUCUCUGUCACGGCCCGGACCGUUCUCCCCUUACCUGCCCAACCUGCUACUCCCCCACCGUGGACACCACCCCGAACACAGCCUAUCUCUUUGGUGCCCAGGAGGCUGAGGAUGAGAAGUCCGUCCUGAUGGCAGCCGUGCAGAAUGGGGGUGAAGAGGCCAACCUGCUGCUUCCUGAGCUGGGCAGUGCCUUCUAUGACAUGGCCAGUGGCUUUGCAGUGGGUCCCUUGUCAGAGGCCAGCACUGGGGGCCCCGCCACCCCCCCAUGGAAGGAGUGCCCUAUUUGUAGGGAGCGCUUCCCCGCUGACAGUGAUAAGGACGCCCUGGAGGACCACAUGGAUGGACACUUCUUCUUCAGCACCCAGGACCCCUUCACCUUCGAGUGAUCUCUCCUCCCCCUAGUACAAGCACAAACACACAUACACACACUCACAGACACACAUAUAGGUCUCAUGCCUCUUUUCCAACACAAUGGGCUCCAUGAUAUUCUGUUCCCUAAGAAACACUCCCGUGUGCCGUUUUUAUUCCAAGCUCUCCAACCUCACCUCUCAUACCAGCCCUUUUGUCCAGGGAGGGGUCCUUCAUGGAAGAAUGGCUGAAUUUAUCCCCUGAAAGCGGUUUGGAAGAAACCAGAAUGGAGGAGGCCUCCCCAGGGGGAGGAGAACCUGCCCCUCCUAGCCCUGGUUGCUUCUGUCACUCACCAGCUACUGCAAGCACCACCACCAGUGCGCGCGUGUGCGCGCGCACGCGCGCGCACACACACUCUCACAGUCUCUGAUGCCCCAAAGCCAAUCCCUGGGGUACCCUACCCUCUCUUCUUUGGGGUCUGUGUUUGUUCCCCUGAGUCUCCUCUGGGGCCUGCAUUGAUGCAGAGCAUGGACAUCAUGACCUCCUCAGGUUUCUCAGUUCUGAACUUCAUUGGUUCCUCUUCCUGCCCCCCUCCCUCGCCCCAUUGCCUUCCACACUCCACCCCAGCCUUUUCCAUACCAUUAGAUGUUAAGUUUGGAGGUUUCUUUUUGUAUUUUUGAGGUUUUUCUGUACUCUUAUCUUCUGUCCCUCCAUGCCAACCCCCUCACCCCAGAGUCCUCACAUGGAAAGAAAUAAUGCAUUGUGCCUUCUGUGAGGGAUGGGGGAACAAAGACUCCCAGGUUCUCCCACUUCCCAGCCCUUCCUCCCUCUCCAGGUUCCCCAUAGCAGUAGAGCUUUCUCCCCAGUGUCCCUCCCCCUACCUGUAGUUUGGACAAAUAUAUUUAUAUGGUAUGUAUAACUCUUCUAAUAAAAUGUGUUCUUAUUA